Messenger RNA from Ceratotherium simum simum (southern white rhinoceros), 2158 nucleotides. RefSeq names its product protein kinase C zeta (gene PRKCZ). Gene Ontology annotation, molecular function: ATP binding; protein serine/threonine kinase activity; protein binding. Lineage: Eukaryota; Metazoa; Chordata; Mammalia; Perissodactyla; Rhinocerotidae. The record is from RefSeq and is a predicted model, not a curated record. Gene Ontology annotation, biological process: protein phosphorylation.
AUGCCCAGCAGGACGGGCCCCAAGAUGGACGGGAGCGGCGGCCGCGUCCGCCUGAAGGCGCACUACAACGGGGACAUCCUGAUCACCAGCUUGGACGCCACGAUGACCUUCGAGGAGCUCUGUGAGGAAGUGAGAGAGAUGUGCAGUCUGCAUCCAGGGCACCCGCUCACCCUCAAGUGGGUGGACAGUGAAGGUGACCCCUGCACUGUGUCCUCCCAGAUGGAGCUGGAGGAGGCCUUCCGCCUGGCCUGUCAGCACAGGGACGAGGGGCUCAUUAUUCACGUCUUCCCGAGCAUCCCCGAGCAGCCAGGCAUGCCGUGUCCCGGAGAAGACAAAUCGAUCUACCGCCGUGGAGCCAGAAGAUGGAGGAAGCUGUAUCGCGCCAACGGCCAUCUCUUCCAAGCCAAGCGCUUUAACAGGAGAGCGUACUGUGGCCAGUGCAGCGAAAGGAUAUGGGGUCUCGCGAGGCAGGGCUACAGGUGCAUCAACUGCAAACUGCUGGUCCAUAAACGCUGCCACGUCCUCGUCCCGCUGACCUGCAACAGGCAUAUGGAUUCUGUCAUGCCUUCCCAAGAACCUGCAGUAGAUGAUAAGGACGAUGUGGACCUUCCUCCUGAGGAGACCCAUGGAAUUGCUUAUAUUUCUUCAACCCGGAAACAUGACAACAUUAAAGAUGAUUCUGAGGACCUCAAGCCGGUUAUCGAUGGGAUGGAUGGAAUCAAGAUAUCUCAGGGGCUCGGGCUGCAGGACUUCGACCUCAUCAGGGUCAUUGGGCGCGGGAGCUAUGCCAAGGUCCUGCUGGUUCGCUUGAAGAAGAAUGACCAGAUUUACGCAAUGAAGGUGGUGAAGAAGGAGCUGGUCCACGACGACGAGGACAUUGACUGGGUGCAGACAGAGAAGCAUGUGUUCGAGCAAGCAUCCAGCAACCCCUUCCUGGUCGGCUUACACUCCUGCUUCCAGACGACAAGUCGGUUGUUCCUGGUCAUAGAGUACGUCAACGGUGGGGACCUCAUGUUCCACAUGCAGAGACAGAGGAAGCUUCCGGAGGAGCACGCCAGAUUCUACGCUGCUGAGAUUUGUGUCGCUCUCAACUUCUUACACGAGAGAGGGAUCAUCUACCGGGACCUGAAGCUGGACAACGUCCUCCUGGAUGCCGAUGGCCACAUCAAGUUAACGGACUACGGCAUGUGCAAGGAAGGCCUGGGCCCUGGUGACACGACAAGCACUUUCUGCGGAACCCCAAAUUACAUCGCCCCAGAAAUCCUGCGGGGAGAGGAGUAUGGGUUCAGCGUGGACUGGUGGGCCCUGGGCGUCCUGAUGUUCGAGAUGAUGGCCGGCCGCUCCCCCUUCGACAUCAUCACCGACAACCCUGACAUGAACACCGAGGACUACCUUUUCCAAGUGAUUCUGGAGAAGCCCAUCCGGAUCCCCCGAUUCCUCUCCGUCAAAGCCUCCCAUGUCUUGAAGGGAUUUUUAAACAAGGACCCCAAAGAGAGGCUCGGCUGCCGGCCACAGACUGGAUUUUCUGACAUCAAGUCCCACGCGUUCUUCCGCAGCAUAGACUGGGACCUGUUGGAGAAGAAGCAGGCUCUCCCGCCGUUCCAGCCGCAGAUAACCGAUGACUACGGGCUGGACAACUUCGACACGCAGUUCACCAGCGAGCCCGUGCAGCUGACCCCCGACGACGAGGACGUCAUCAAGAGGAUCGACCAGUCCGAGUUUGAAGGUUUUGAGUACAUCAACCCAUUACUGCUAUCUACCGAGGAGUCCGUGUGAGGCCGUCGUCUGUGUCGUGGACACGUCUGUGAAUGACCCCUAACUCUAUCCUUAACCACAGCGUAUGCAUGCCAGGCUGGGCGCAAGGCUCCGAGGGCCGCCAGGGAGGGACGCUGGCCGCUGAGACCACAGAGGGAGGCGUCCGGGGCGCUUCUCGGAGCAGAACGGUCUCACGUCUGGGCCCGCGGCCGGCGCCGUGCCGGAGAAAUUUGCUUCUCAUGCCUGCAUCGCGGAGGACCCACAGUGACCGUGUCCGAGGGAGAAACUAUCCCACGAUUUCGAAGGUGCACACUUUCCACAGAAACAGAACUGACCUGCUCCACCAGGAGAGUCAGCCUGUAAUGUCCUGAGGAAUAAAAUGUCCCGAUGAUGUUGAAGCUUC